Messenger RNA from Linum tenue, 905 nucleotides. The record is from the annotation of a GenBank genome assembly. Lineage: Eukaryota; Viridiplantae; Streptophyta; Magnoliopsida; Malpighiales; Linaceae.
AGAAGAAGAAGAUGAUGAGAGGCCACUCGAUCAUUAGGUGGCUAGGAUAAAAUCACAACUGCAUGCAUGUACCGUUAGCCCCAUAAGCCGCCAUUUUGAGCUCGCGCUAAUCCAAACAUUCAAUCAUUUCUCCAUAAUUAAUUAAUUAAUCUUCAACCACUUUCUAAUUAUAUUAUUCUCUCUCUCUCUCUCUCUUUCUCUCACUCACUCUCUCUCAAUAUACAUAUAUAAAAGUAGAUAGAGUAGAAUCAGUGAAAAUAAGCGUUGUUGGUGGUGGUAGUGCAAUUGACAUUCUUCAAGUCAUGACCAUGAUGAUGACGUGUCUCCUCUUCCUCCUCGGACGGCUGCGGGACGACGGAUGGGAGCUUGGAGAGCAAGGCUUGGAGGCUGCUCAUCGAAGGAGCUAUCUUGUACGACCUACUAUUACUAUUCAUCAUCAUCAUCUGCUGGCCGUCCACGUAGAACGACUCAUCUGCCGGCGGCAGUGGAACUACCGGGCCGCCGCCGCCGCCGAAAUAAGCAGCUUCGUAAUGGUGAGGUAGCGGCGGAGGUGGCAGCAUCGGGUAAGCAGCAGAAGAAGAAGGGUGGGGCAGUAAUACUCCUGGAAUGCUCUCUAUGUAGCUCAGCUUCUUCCUCAGCGUUACCACGUAGCUCAAGUCCUCCACCACCUUCGGUCAACAAAUUGAGGAGUACCUUGUGGACAGCACCAAGUUGGACAACACCUUCUCGGACACCAAUCAGUGCUAUGGUCUACCAAACCAAAAGUCCAAAACCAAAAACCAAACACAAAUCAAAAAGAGAAGAAGAAAAAAAAAUGACAACUGAGAGCUAGCUAGCUAGUGAGAUCUAUCUAUUUAUCAAUCAGUUUUACCUUUAUACCAGACUGGAACUGGGCUUCCCAUGUU